AUGUAUCGGGGUACUAUUCAGGGCCUUUACAUAGUACAUAUGCCGGAUCAGUCCCGCGAGCUGUGGGUCGCAAGGCUGAGUCAAAAGUUCAAAGCCGCGCCGUGGGCAUGGAUUUCAGAAGCGCGACCGUCGACGGCGGCGACGAGGGCCCCCUACAGGGAGGGUGAGGGGUCUAACAUCACUGUCGACGAGUACGUCGCGUCGUGUCGGGAGGGCUUCGAUCUUAUUCCUGAGGCGUUCAAGGGCGGGCCUCUUCUGCAGAAGCGAGACAUGUACGAGUCGAUCCUGGAUCGUGGCCAAGACAGUUCGCCGCUGGAUAACGUCCUCGUGCUGCAGGAUGAGUACAUGGCCAGGCAGUUCCCAGUCGAUCGUAUUUGA
Cryphonectria parasitica EP155 is the source of this 378-nucleotide messenger RNA. RefSeq lists its product as uncharacterized. The transcript has 4 exons. The coding region runs from base 1 to 378 and encodes 125 amino acids. The record is from RefSeq and is a predicted model, not a curated record. NCBI's taxonomy places the organism in Eukaryota, Fungi, Ascomycota, Sordariomycetes, Diaporthales, Cryphonectriaceae.